AUGACACUCACGGGGCCAGCUCGGGCAUGGUUUAACAGUCUUGAGACUGGAAGCAUCAGAAGCUUUGGAGAUCUGGCCACUCACUUCAUCAGCCGGUUCAUUGCCGGGGUGCCUGCAGACAGAAAGACAAGUUAUCUGGAGACAGUCAGGCAGAGAAGGGAUGAAUCGCUCAGGGAAUACGUUGCCCGUUUCAAUACGGAGGCCUUGCAGAUUUCCGAGCUAGAUGAGGGCAGAGCGGUGGAGGCAAUGCAGAAAGAGACGACCUCACUCGAGUUCUUUGGCUCAUUGAGCAGGAAGCCCCCUACCUCACUAGCCGAGAUGAUGAAGAGGGCAGAGAAAUACAUAAGGCAGGAUGAUGCCUUGGUAACAAGCAGAUUUGCCAGGGGAGCGACGGAUAAAGGGAAAGCCCCGGAGGAAAGGAGGCCGAAGAGGCACGAGAAGAAGCACGGCAAGAAAUCUGAACCCUACAGACAACCAUGGGAGAGAAGGGACCAAAGACCCCUCCCUCCUCGGGUCUCAGAACAGAAUCCACUCCCUCCGUGGGUUCUAGAGAAGUCAACCUCACUCAAUGCCUCUAGAGCUGAAGUGCUCAUGGCCGUCCAGGAUAAGGAGUUCCUACAAUGGCCUAAACCUAUGAGAACCGAAGCAGAUCAGCGAAAUCCUGACAAAUACUGUCAGUAUCACCGCACACACGGCCAUGAUACCAAUAACUGCUUCCAUGAAAGCACCAACGAAGAUAAAUUAAGAAGCAAUCUGGAUGCCCUGGAGGAAGUCAGGGAGGAAGCUCAAGUUUGA
Molecule: messenger RNA, 795 nt
Organism: Manihot esculenta (cassava)
Lineage: Eukaryota; Viridiplantae; Streptophyta; Magnoliopsida; Malpighiales; Euphorbiaceae
Exons: 2
Coding region: 1-795 (264 amino acids)
Source: RefSeq, a predicted model, not a curated record